This is a messenger RNA of Heterotrigona itama, 1728 nucleotides long. Lineage: Eukaryota; Metazoa; Arthropoda; Insecta; Hymenoptera; Apidae. The record is from the annotation of a GenBank genome assembly.
CCAACUGUUAAAUGUUGAAAAUUAAUCGUAACUUCAGAAACAGAGUGGCGGUACAAGAAAAUAAACUAUGAAACAAUACGUGUUGUAUAAAAUAUUUUUUGUUAAUAUUUGAAAAUACAGUAACAUUGAAAUGAUACAAUUAUAUUAUUUACUUCUUUACACUAUUUUAUUUGCAAUAAUAUGUAUAAUUGUGUUUUCUAUAAUAUUAUUUAUAAUAACAAAACCAUAUCCAGAAAUAUGGCGAGAUGAGAAAGAAAAAUAUUUUUUCAAUCCAAAAACAAAAACUACAGAAGCUUUUCCAUCUUUAUAUGAAAAAUGGAGUAUACAUUUAAGUGUUGUAAUACCAGCAUAUAAUGAAGAACAAAGAUGUAAAUAUUGAUAGAUUAAUUGAAUAUUUUUGAAAACAGUAUGUUUGUAUAUUUAAUUUAUAGUGCCAGUAAUGUUAGAUGAAUGCUUGGAAUAUUUGGAAAAGCGUUCAAAAAAUGGACAUACUUAUGAACUGAUUAUAGUUAGUGAUGGAAGUUCAGAUAAAACUGUGAAUAUUGCUCAUAUGUAUGCACUAAAAUAUGAUAACAUUAGAGUAUUAAAUCUGAUUAAAAACAGAGGAAAAGGUGGUGCAGUAAGACUAGGUAUAUUGAGUGCGAGAGGAAGUGUAAUAUUAUUUGCAGAUGCAGAUGGUGCUACUAAAUUUAAAGAUUUGGAAAAGUUAGAUGAUAGUUUGAAAAAUAUUUUAGGAUUUGAUUAUAUAGAUAAACCGAAUGAAAUAAGUUCUUCUCAUGCAAUAGUAUGUGGAUCCAGAGCUCACUUGGGAAAAGAAGAAACUGCAAAAAGAACUUUUUUCCGAUUAUUUUUAAUGCAUGGAUUCCAUUUCCUAGUUUGGUUUUGGGGCGUAAGAGAUAUCAGAGAUACACAGUGUGGUUUUAAACUUAUAACACGUGAAUCUGCAAGAGCUGUAUUCCAAGCCUUACAUGUUGAGCGUUGGGCAUUUGAUGUAGAGAUGUUAUAUAUUGCAAAAAUUUUAAACAUUCCUAUUACUGAGAUUCCUGUAAAUUGGACAGAAAUUGAAGGAUCGAAAAUAGUCCCCUUUUGGAGCUGGUUACAAAUGGCUAAAGAUAUAUUUUUCAUUUGGUAUAAAUACAAAAUUGGAGCAUGGAAAAUAAAAAGAUUUAAACAAGCAUAAUAUGAAUGUGAGAUGUGUAUGAACAGAAUUCAAAAUGUAUAAACCAAUCUUAUAUUUAAAAUUCCCAUUAUAAAAAAUAUUAUUAGGUAUAUCUAAUAGAGUAAUCAUGAAAUAGUUUUUUUUAAUAAGGAAAGUUCUUCGAUGUGAAAAAUCAUAACUUUUAUUGUUAAUAAUUAUUAUUUUGUUUAUCGUACAAAAUCAGACAAAAACAAUCAUACAAAAAAGUCAUAAGUGUUCUUAAAAAAUGAAAGAGAGCUAUAUGAUAUUUUAGGUUUAUUUAAUCAAGUUGAACAAGAUAUAUUAUCUCGUUCUUAUAUUUAUUAUAUGUUUUAUAAUAUGUAAUCAAUAUUAUCAAUAAAUACUAUUUUACAAAAGAAACAAUAUAUAAUUUCGCCACUAAUCAAUCAAAUUUUCAUUUGCAGGGGAAUAUCUCUCAUAAUUUACGGACAUCUAAUUUCUUUUUUUGUAUAUUUUAAGCAAAAAAAAUAAAUAUAAAAAUUACACAUUUACUCCAUUAAGCACUACAGAAUCAAAUAAUUUAUUAAAUU